CAGUAUUACUUCUCGGUGCGGAUCUUUGCUGGUCAGGACCCCUCCCACGUUUGGGUGGGUUGGGUGACCCCCGACUUCCACCAACACGACCCCAACUUCGACCUGACGCGCGUCCGCACCGUCACCGUCACCAUGGGGGACGACAGGGGCAACGUGCACGACAGCAUCAAGCGCAGUAACUGUUACAUGGUUUGGGGGGGGGAUGUUGUGGCCGGAGCCCCCCAGACCCGCAGCCACAGCGACGCCGUGAUUGGCUGCUUGGUGGACGUGGCCACCGGAUUGAUGACCUUCACAGCCAAUGGGAAGGAGAUCAACGCCUUCUUCCAGGUGGAGCCCAACACGAAGCUGUUCCCCGCUGUGUUUGUGCUGCCCACCAGCCCCAACGUGUUCCAGUUUGAGCUGGGGAAACUGAAGAACAUCCUGCCCAUCUCGGCCGCCCUGUUCAGCAGCGAAGCCGGGAACCCGGAGCCUCAAUGUCCGCCCCGACUCUGCAUCCAGCGCCUGACGCCGGUGACGUGGAGCCGGAUGCCGGCGGAGUCGCUGCCGGUUCAAAUGGGCCGGGCCGGAAACGGAGCAGGAUGGGCUGUGAGCUGCUCGGAGCCGCGGCUCAUGAUGGCGCUGCACGUACCCGAGGAGAACAGAUGCAUGGACAUCAUGGAGCUGUGGGAGCGGCAGGAGCUGCUCCGUUUCCAUUGGCACACAUUGAAGCUCUAUUGCGCUGUCUGUGCCCUGGGCAAUACCCGUGUGGCUCACGCCCUGUGCAGCCACGUGGACCCGGCCCAGCUCCUGUUCGCCAUCCAGAGCCCGGACCUGCCGGGUCCGCUCCGUGCCGGGUAUUACGACCUAUUGCUGGCGGUUCAUUUGGAUCACGGGGUCCGGACCCGCUCGUCCAUGAGCUCCGAGUUCAUCAUCCCAAUGAACGAAACCUCCAAAAGCAUCACGUUAUUUCCCGGUACCGACAAGAUUUCCGGACCUCCCGGCGUCGGGAUUCGGGCUUGUUUAAGACCUAAACCUCAUUUUACCGAACCUUGUUUUAUUCGACCCAUUAAUGGGAAAACCCUCUUAGGGCCUGCGGUCCCGUUACGAGCCUUGGGGCGCCGGGCCAUAAGGAUGUUAAGGGAGGCGGUGGGCAGCGGGGGGCAAUGUGCCCGUGACCCGGUAGGGGGCAGCGUUGAGUUCCAAUUGGUUCCGGUUCUGAAGCUGAUCUCGGCUCUAUUGGCCGUCGGGGCUUUAAAGGACCCCGAGGUUCGGAAGGUUCUGAGGAUGAUCGAGCCCAGAGUGUUCGGGAAGGGGGGGGGGGAGAUGGAGCAGGACAACGAGGAUGAGGAGGAGGAUGAAGGAGACAAUGAGGACAAGGAGGAGGAGGAGGAGGAGGAAGGACCUGAGGAGGGGCUGCUGCAGAUGAAGCUGCCGGAGCCUGUGAAGCUGCAGAUGUGCAACCUGCUGCAGUUCUUCUGUGACCAGGAGCUGCAGCACCGCGUCGAAGCCAUCGUCGCAUUCUCCGAGCGCCACGUGGAGCGGCUGCAGCGCGACCAGAGGGGGCGCUACCGGAAACUCAUGGCCGCGCUCACCAUGUCGGCGGCUGAGACGGCCAGGAGGACCAGGAUAUCCCCCAUUCCAGGCACCCUCCAGGAGCUGAUCUCCCAGACCAUGGUCCAUUGGGCCCAGGAAUCGUUCAUCCAGGACCCGGAGCUGGUUCGCUCCAUGUUCAGCCUGUUGCACCGUCAGUACGACGGGCUGGGGGAGCUGGUCCGGGCCCUGCCCAAGUCUUACACCAUCAGCUGCCACUCGGUGCCCGACACCACGGAGCUGCUCGAGUGUCUGGGCCGGAUCCGCUCCCUGCUCAUCGUCCAGAUGGGGCCCGAGGAGGAGAAUCUCAUGAUCCAGAGCAUCGGGAACAUCAUGAACAACAAGGUGUUUUACCAGCACCCCAACCUGAUGCGGGCGCUGGGGAUGCACGAGACCGUGAUGCAGGUGAUGGUCAGCGUGCUGGGAGGAGGAGACUCCAAGGUGCGCCCCACAGGCCCCAUAGGGACCCACAUGUGCUCCAUGUUCGAUCAUCUGGGGUAUCUGCUGGAGAACAGCAGCAUUGGGUUAGGGAUGCGUGGGUCAACCCCAUUGGACGUAGCGGCCGCUUCCGUCAUUGACAACAAUGAGCUGGCGCUGGCACUGAAGGAGCAGGACCUGGAGAAGGUGGUGACGUACCUGGCGAGCUGCGGGCUGCAGAGCUGCCCGAUGCUGCUGGCCAAGGGUUACCCCGACAUCGGGUGGAAUCCCUGCGGGGGGGAGCGGUACCUCGACUUCCUGCGAUUCGCCGUGUUCGUCAACGGUCAGAACCAGGACAGGGACAGAACCGGGACAGAACCGGGACAGAACCGGGCCUGCGCCCAUUUUAUCCCCCCAUCAACCCCCCUUGUCUCCCUGCUCCAGCUGAUCCAGGCAGGGAAGGGUGAAGCCCUUCGGAUCCGGGCCAUCCUGCGCUCCCUGGUUCCAUUGGACGACCUGGUGGGGGUCAUCAGCCUCCCCCUGCAGAUCCCGGCCUUCGGGAAAGCUGCUUAUUGGAGGUUCGAUUCCGCUCUGGCCAACAUGAAGGGCGGUCCUACCUUUCGGCUGGAUACAACGGCUGCCUUUAGCACUACAGAGAUGGCUUUGGCCCUGAACCGUUACCUGUGUGUUGCGGUGCUGCCGCUCAUCACCAAGUGUGCGCCGCUGUUUGCGGGCACGGAGCACCGCGCCAUCAUGGUGGACUCGAUGCUGCACACCGUGUACCGGCUGUCCCGCGGGAGAGCCCUCACCAAGGCACAGCGCGACGCCAUCGAGGAGUGUCUCAUGGCGCUAUGCAGGUACAUCCGUCCCUCGAUGCUGCAGCACCUCCUGCGCCGCCUGGUGUUCGACGUCCCCAUCCUCAAUGAGUUCGCCAAGAUGCCGCUCAAGCUGCUGACCAACCACUACGAGCGCUGCUGGAAGUAUUACUGCCUGCCCAGCGGGUGGCCCAACUUUGGGGUCAGCUCGGAGGAGGAGCUGCACCUCACCAGGAAACUCUUCUGGGGCAUCUUCGAGUCCCUGGCACACAAGCGCUUUGACCCCGAGCUGUACCGCCUGGCCAUGCCGUGUCUCUGUGCCAUCGCGGGGGCGCUGCCCCCCGACUACGUGGACGCCAGUUACUCGUCCAAGGCCGAGAAGAGGGCGGCCGUGGACGCGGAGGGGAACUUCGACCCCAAACCCGUCGAGACACUCAAGUAGGGGCGGCCCCAAAGACCAACCCCAAAGCCAGACC
Coturnix japonica (Japanese quail) is the source of this 3277-nucleotide messenger RNA. NCBI's taxonomy places the organism in Eukaryota, Metazoa, Chordata, Aves, Galliformes, Phasianidae. The record is from RefSeq and is a predicted model, not a curated record.